GGGCUGUUAUAAUAAGUUUGUAUCGUAGCAGCUUUGUUGAGCAAUCGACAUUUUAAUUACUUUUAUUUAUAACUAUCGGUUUGGUCUAUCUUGUGUUAUUAGGGAUGUUUUAGCUCUUUAGUACGUUUUGUUUUAAUUUGGGAUAAGACCUUACUUUAUAAAGUUUAUGUAGGAAUUUAAAAUAAGGUAUAAGAUGAUGGAUGCGGUAGCUUCUGCUGAUUAUGUUACACCAGAAAUGCUCGCAGCUCGUGAGAAGCUACGUGCUCGUCUGGGUGUAUCUGGAACUCAAACUGGUGGAAAAGGAACUGCUAGAAGGAAGGUAAAGAAGACUAGUAAGGCUAUAGGUGACGAUAAGCGGUUGCAAUUUACUUUGCGCUCUAUUGGAGCGGCAAACAUCCCAGGUAUCGAGGAGGUGCAGAUGUUGAAGGAAGAUGGUCAUAUAAUAUCCUUCAGCAAUCCAAAGGUGCAGACUGCGCCAAAUGCCAACACAUAUGUUGUUACUGGAGUUGGUGAAGAGAGAGAAAUUACUCUCCCUGAGAUAUUACAGCAGCUUUCCGCUGCUGGAAUCGACAUUUCAAAGGCUGCAGCAGAUAGCACACCUGCGGAUGAUACUGCUGACAUACCAAAGUUGGUUGAAGUAUUUGACGAUGUCAGUCUUAAGGAGAAAUCUGAAGACUGAUGCUUAAUUAUAAGUAUGUGUU
Molecule: messenger RNA, 701 nt
Organism: Theileria equi strain WA
Lineage: Eukaryota; Apicomplexa; Aconoidasida; Piroplasmida; Theileriidae
Product: transcription factor btf3, putative
Exons: 1
Coding region: 194-679 (161 amino acids)
Cellular component (GO): nascent polypeptide-associated complex; cytosol
Source: RefSeq, a predicted model, not a curated record